Molecule: messenger RNA, 781 nt
Organism: Hypoxylon fragiforme
Lineage: Eukaryota; Fungi; Ascomycota; Sordariomycetes; Xylariales; Hypoxylaceae
Exons: 2
Coding region: 207-473 (88 amino acids)
Source: RefSeq, a predicted model, not a curated record
UAUGAGGCUACGAGGAAACCCAGGAGAAGAGAGGAGAAGAGUGCCCAGGUGUGUAAGGCAAAGAUAUAAAGAAGGGAACGCUCACAAUGCGACAUAAUACAGAACCUACCGUACUCACGUUCUCGUCAAACCGCACAUUUCUAUCUGCAACCCAACUCAUACCAUUUUAAAACAUUGUUUUUUUACCUACAUCUCAUCCAUCCACCAUGAAGAGCUUCCUCCUCCCCUUGGUGUUCGCAAUGGCAGUUGCCAUCCCCACACCCAAGCUGAACAAUUUCGAAUCCGACCCUCUCCUAAGCAUUGGGACCCCCGAUGAGUCGUCCUAUGCGACGAAGCGGGCUACCUUUGAAUCGGACCCAUUGCUCCAAGUUGGAACCCCGGACGAGUCCUCGUACGCGGUGAAGAGGGAGAAGUUCGAGUCCGACCCUCUGCUCCAGAUCGGGGUUGAGUCUGAAUCUUCCUACACUCAGUAGAGAAGAUCAUCGGUUUAGGAAUUCGGGCGCCAAGGUAUCAUGCAAUGGAAGUGUAGUUUGCUAUGGCUGAUGUUUACAUGUGGUUGGGUUACAUCUGGUUGUAUCUAUGGACGCUCGUUAUGUUCGACUCCAAAUUGCUCUAGCAAUAUUAUCCCGGAUGUUGAGUCUUUUGUUUCGCGCUGUGGUUUCACAGGAUGGGCAUAGUUACAUCUAAAUCUAUAUCUAUGUACUACCAGCCUGCCUACAUAAAUACUUACCUAGUAGGUUAGCCAGUUGCAUAAGAGCCAUUUAGGCAGACUCUAAGUGGC